AUGUCCUCCUCGACGCCGCCCAACGAUCCUCCAUCAAACUCAGAGAAGAAGCCAGAGGAGACGCCUCUGCUCUCCUCGACAGAUCAGACAGACAAUGCACAGAUGGACACCUCCCCAGAUACCGUCCCGCCACCCCCGCCCGAGGAAACUUGGGACGAUAUUCCUGAAGACAUUCUCUCUCUGAGUGCAGACGAAAUUGCUACACGAACACGGCUAAUUGACAACGACAUCAAGGUUAUGAGGUCAGAGACCCUCCGGCUGCAACACGAGCAAAGCGUGAUGAAGGAGAAGAUUCGUGACAACGGGGAGAAGAUUAAACAGAACAAAGUAUUGCCUUACCUUGUUGCAAACGUCGUCGAAAUUCUUGACCUGGAUCCUGAAGGCGAGGAAGCUGGUUCAGCACAGGACGAGAACUCUAUGAGGAAAGGAAAGUGUGCGGUCAUUAAAACCUCAACACGGCAAACCGUUUUCCUCCCAAUGAUUGGCCUCGUUCCUCCCGAGAACCUUAAACCACAAGAUCUCGUCGGUGUGAACAAGGAUUCUUAUCUCAUUCUGGACACCCUCCCCGUGGAAUUCGACUCGCGAGUGAAGGCUAUGGAAGUUGAUGAACGGCCGACGGAGAAGUAUACCGACAUUGGUGGUUUGGAAAAGCAGAUUGAGGAACUAGUCGAGGCUAUCGUCCUGCCUAUGGAACAAGCGGACAAGUUCAAGACCCUCGGAAUUAAACCGCCGAAGGGUUGCUUGAUGUAUGGUCCUCCAGGAACGGGCAAGACCCUUCUCGCUCGAGCAUGUGCUGCAUCUACCAACGCCUGCUACCUCAAGCUCGCUGCCCCUUCGCUGGUUCAGAUGUUCAUCGGUGACGGCGCCAAGCUCGUUCGGGACGCAUUUGCCCUGGCAAAGGAGAAGGCACCUGCUAUCAUUUUCAUCGACGAACUAGACGCCAUUGGAACCAAACGAUUCGACUCGGACAAGAGUGGUGAUCGUGAAGUCCAGAGAACCAUGUUGGAGCUUCUCAACCAGCUGGAUGGUUUCGGAAGUGAUGAACGUAUCAAGGUCAUCGCUGCAACAAACCGAAUUGACAUUCUCGAUCCUGCAUUGCUGCGCUCUGGUCGUCUGGAUCGGAAAAUUGAAUUCCCUCUGCCGAACGAGACCGCUCGUGCCCGUAUCCUGGAGAUUCACUCACGGAAGAUGUCAUGUUCACCAGACGUCAACUACGAUGAACUUGCUAGGAGUACGGACGAGUUCAACGGAGCCCAACUCAAGGCGGUCUGUGUGGAGGCCGGUAUGAUUGCACUACGCGAAGGUGCAACUAAGCUAAAUCACGAACACUUCUUGAGCGGUAUAGCAGAAGUACAAAGCAAGAAGAAGAACAACCUCAUGUAUUUCGCAUAGUUGCCCAUACUUUCUGUUUCGU
Coprinopsis cinerea okayama7#130 is the source of this 1414-nucleotide messenger RNA. RefSeq lists its product as hypothetical. Bases 1 to 1392 code for a protein of 463 amino acids. The transcript has 6 exons. Gene Ontology annotation, molecular function: ATP hydrolysis activity; proteasome-activating activity; ATP binding. Gene Ontology annotation, biological process: proteasome-mediated ubiquitin-dependent protein catabolic process. Lineage: Eukaryota; Fungi; Basidiomycota; Agaricomycetes; Agaricales; Psathyrellaceae. The record is from RefSeq and is a predicted model, not a curated record. Gene Ontology annotation, cellular component: proteasome regulatory particle, base subcomplex.